This is a messenger RNA of Medicago truncatula (barrel medic), 2524 nucleotides long. RefSeq names its product pentatricopeptide repeat-containing protein At1g66345, mitochondrial. Bases 144 to 1787 code for a protein of 547 amino acids. Lineage: Eukaryota; Viridiplantae; Streptophyta; Magnoliopsida; Fabales; Fabaceae. Gene Ontology annotation, molecular function: mRNA binding; protein binding. The record is from RefSeq and is a predicted model, not a curated record. The transcript has 3 exons.
UUCUAUCUCUCUCUCCUUUUUCUCUUAUACCAAACACAGUGUAAGACUGCAGGGGCUUAUUGACUCAAGUACACUCAACCAAGCUCUUGCAGACGCCACCGCAACCAGGCACAUACUUGUCGAGAGAGAGAGAGACACAGAAAAUGAGUUUGAGUUCGAAACACUUGAAGCUGUUAAGCAGAAUCACUUUCUACCACAAACUCCACUCACACUCACAUACAACAACCUUCAACAACUCCUCAAACAACAAUAACAUAAUCACUUCAAUAUCCAAUUCAUUCAGAACAAAACAAAACUGGGACACUAUCACACACAAAUUCACUUCCAUCAAAUUAACCCCUUCAUUAGCUGAACAAAUCUUACUAAACCUAAACAACCCAACCGAUGCAAAAAAUGCAUUAAGUUUCUUCCACUGGUCCACCAAAACGCACCGUUUUCAACACACUCUUCAUUCUUAUUCCAUUACCAUCAAUCUCUUACUCCAUUCCAAUCUAUUAACUGACGCUAAAGCAUUACUCGAAUCAAUCGCUCUUAAAAACACCCAAACCCAUACGGUUCGUGCAGUUGUUGAUUCUCUCUUAAAUGACUCUGUUGUCUCCGGUUCGAACCCUCCGGUUCUUGAUCUGUUAAUUAAAACCUAUGCGAAAGCGAGGUUAAUUGACGCUGCUUUCGAUGUUAUUCGUUAUAUUGAUGAAUUAGAAUUUUGUAUCGGUUUAUCGAGUUUUAAUGCUCUGCUUCAUGUUGCUCAGAGGUGUAAUCGAUUUGAAACUGUUUGGGAGGUUUAUGGUUACAUGAUUUUGAAGAGAGUUUAUCCUAAUGUUGUUACUUUCAGGAUAAUGAUUGAUGCUCUUUGUAAAGAAGGACUGUUACAGAGGAAUGUUGAUAAUGUGGAUCGGAUUGUUGAAAAGCGAAAUUCACAUUCGCCUUCGGUUAUUGUUAAUUUGAGUUUGAUAUUGAGAAUGUUGGAAAAGGAGGGAGAAGAAGAAGGUAAGUUAGUUAAGUUUGUUACAUUGUUGAAGAGAUUGUUGCAGAAGAAUUUGAUUGGUGAUUCUGUUGCGUAUUCGUUGAUUGUUCAUGUUAAAGUUAGGUUAGGGAAUUUGGAUUUUGCUUUGGAGAUGUAUAAUGAGAUGGUGAGAAGAGGUUUUAGUGAGAAUUCGUUUGUUUACACCUCGUUUAUACGUGCGUUUUGUGAGAAGGGACGGAUUGAAGAAGCGAUUGGAUUAAUGAGGGAAAUGGAAGGGAAAGGGUUAAGGGCUUACGGUGAGACUUAUGAAUGUGUUAUCUUUGGAUGUGCGGAUUCGGGACGGUUGAAAGAGUGUUGGAGUGUUUUUGAAGAAAUGCUGAGUGCUGGGUUUGUUCCUGGUUGUUUGUUGUUUGAUAAGGUAGCUAAGAAGCUUUGUGAGAAUGGGGAAGUCGGGAAGGUGAAUGAUAUGUUGACUCUGUUGUUAGAUAAAGGGCUUUUGCCGAGUGAUGUUAUUUAUUCUCAUUUGAUAGAUGGUUAUGCGAGAAAGGACGAAGUUCAGGGAGUUCUUAAGAUAUAUUAUGAAAUGGAGUAUAAGUCAAUGUGUCCUGGAUUGUCUGUUUUUUCCUCGAUGAUUCAGUGUUUGUGCCGUUGUGGAAAGGUUGAUGAUGCGGAGAAGUAUUUGAGGAUUAUGAAAGGUCGAUUGCUGGCUCCAAAUUUGAGUAUAUAUGAGACGUUGAUUGCUGGUCACAUGCUGAAGGGAAACGUCGAAAGGGCUCUUCAGCUUCGCAAUGAAAUGGCCUCAUUGGAGUUGCAGUGUAGUUAGCAUUCCCAAAAGAGAUCAAGAAGGGAGGUUCAGAGGCUAUAGACAUGUUGAGUUUACAAUAACCAACUGACUGCAAGCAUCUCCAAGACUGUCAUAUCAGCGGAAGCAAUAAUGCCAUAUAUGUACUUCUCGGAUACACUUGAGAUCCAUGAUAUGGAGAUCUGCAUCCCUUAAGAGCGACAUGAUGAGCACGAGACACACUGAAUAUGCACAGAUGAUUAAGAGAAUUGAACAAAGUACAAGAAAUCAUUUGAAUGAAGUGCUUAUGCUUGAGGGGUUCUAUUGAAAUGCACUGAAUAUGGCAUUUAUGUGUAAUGUAUUAUGAGAAGAGAAUAAAAGUCUCAAAAUGUCUCAGUUACACAGGUUCAUGAGAAGAGAAUGAAGAAGGCAAUUUUGAGACCAGAAAUAUUAAAUUCAGACCUUUGGCCACUCAUAUUAAAAAGGGUAGAAUUCAGUGAAGACAAAGGACCAAAAGAAACCAUAUAAUGGGAUUUAUGUGUUACAUGUGUUUGAUAAAGAAGUGGUGUCGCUGCACAAAAGUCAAGAGGUUAAAAAAAAAAAUGCAGAUUUAACUUUUAUUUUAUAGUUCAAUUGAGCUUGAAUCUGGACCGUUUCAUUCUUGAUUGAAAUACCAUUGGUAUCUGAAAUGCGUAAAUAUGGAUAAUCUUGAUGGCUUUGAAGCUGAAUCCGUUUCAUUAUGAGAAAUUAUAUAAAAUGUUGUCGAAUUUAGGUGUUUC